Pungitius pungitius (ninespine stickleback) is the source of this 3105-nucleotide messenger RNA. RefSeq names its product suppressor of cytokine signaling 3b (gene socs3b). Gene Ontology annotation, biological process: phosphatidylinositol phosphate biosynthetic process; intracellular signal transduction. Bases 796 to 1476 code for a protein of 226 amino acids. NCBI's taxonomy places the organism in Eukaryota, Metazoa, Chordata, Actinopteri, Perciformes, Gasterosteidae. Gene Ontology annotation, molecular function: 1-phosphatidylinositol-3-kinase regulator activity. The record is from RefSeq and is a predicted model, not a curated record. Gene Ontology annotation, cellular component: phosphatidylinositol 3-kinase complex. The transcript is spliced from 3 exons.
CACUCCACCGUCGCCACAUUCCUCCGCGCAGGAAAGGAACGCACGCGCUUCAUGGAUACUUUUUUUUUUUUUUUAGGAUUUUAAUGCCUGUGUUAAUAAUUCCUUUAGCACUACUCUCGGGUAGUUUGCGUAUCUUUUGUUUUGGCGAAGAGCAGCUGCGGCGCGGGGCUGAACGUUUCCACGAGGUAAGUUGAGUGAAAAGCUGUAAAAGAAAUGUAAAUCCAUCCAAAGCGACUCGUUGUGCAUCCUCGGCCGAGGACGCGAGGAGACACGGCGCGGAUUGAAGCGCGGCCGCGGUCACCGGCUCGUUGGUGCAGUGCAGCCGGGGAGGUUGGAGGUGUCAUUUGGGGCUUUUCUCUCCUCUCGCAUUAGUGUAGAGUAGAUCUCCUUCCACCGUAUCGGUAACCGUUAUGGCGCCUCCGGCGUCGCGCGCUGUCCGGUGUCGCCGUCUUCAAUUCCCCCGUCAGUGGAUCACAGCAAGCCGGGACCAGACGGGACGCUGGAACCGGAGAACCGGGGCCUGUGUGGCCUGAGAUCAAAAAGCGCGCCGGACUCAGUCCCAGUGACCCGUUAUUGCGCUGUGUUUAGGUGCUCUCUCCCAGCUCCUCUCUGGAUGCAUCGGACUCCUCUGCCCCGGGGCCCUGGACCCGGUGUGUGAGCCGCCCUCCCUCGCCCCAUUCCCCCCCCCACCCCACUCGCUCCGCACCAAACUCCUCUCCACCUGCCCGCCUCGGUGCCCCCGUCCUGGGCCCCCUGCCUCUCGACCAGCGGGCAGAGGCGGGGGGCCAUGGCGCCAUGGUAGCCUCCAGCGGACGCAACCCCACCGCCAUGAGCAGCGUGACCCCUCCGGAGGGCCGGGGUCAGGGGUCAAACCUCACCCUGCAUCACUACAAGCCCUUCAGCUCGCACGAGCACUACCAGCAGGUGAUGCGUGCGCUGCGUAAGCUGCAGGAGAGUGGGUUUUACUGGGGGGCCGUGGGGGGCCGGGAAGCCAGCGCCCUGCUGCGCUCCGAACCGCCCGGCACCUUUCUGAUCCGCGACUCCUCGGACCACCACCACUUCUUCACCCUCUCCAUCCAGACGGCCCGGGGAACCAAGAACCUGCGCAUCCACAGCGAGGGAGGCGGCUUCUUCCUGCAGCCGGACCCCCAGAACACCCGAGAGCCCCCGCAGUUCGAUUGCGUGCUGAAGCUUGUGGCGCACUACAUGGGCAAAGGGCCGGACGGUGGACGGGCCAGAGACGGCCCGGCUGGGGAGGAUGCACCAGAGGAGCAGAAGAGCGGCUGCAGCGCGUAUCUGAUCCACACCAGCGGGGAGAAGGUUCCCCUGGAGCUGCGGCGGCCCCUCUCCAGCUCCCUCUCCUCCCUGCAGCACAUGUGCAGGAGGGCCCUGAACAGCCAGGAGGGGUCGGGGGGAGCGGAGCAGCUGCCGCACACGAUCAAAGACUUCCUGGAGGAGUACGACGCCCCGAUAUGACUGCCGGGAACCGCAGAAGUUCCACAACCUGGACCCGGUGGCGCCGGAAGGGCCGCGGCGGACCAGUCGGGGCGCCGCGUCUCACACCGCCUCCCCAGAACCCCCCCUGUGGGUAACCAACGAUUACCUCGUCCGUCCUGCCUUUGCAAAAAACAGAAUGGCUGACCAGAAAUGUGAGUGGCGACACCAAGCCAGAGGUCAAAGGUCAGCGUUUCCCGUGACUGACUCGGACGCAGAAGAUUAACCCGAUUGGUCGCCAUUAGCGACGACACCGACGGCGUGAUCACAAGCGUCUCCCCUCUCGUCCCCCGACGAUGUCUGACACGACAAAACAACGAGGAGGUUCACAGGAGGUGAACAAAGGAGGAGCUGACUGUGGAAGAGCAAGGUCCAAACGGGGGGGGGGGGGGCAGAGAACAUACAGAAUUUAUUUGUCUGCAUGCACGCAGUGUGCGUGUCUGUGUGUGUCUGUGUACGUGUGUGUGUCUGUCUGUGUGUGUGUGUGUGUUGUGGUAGCGCACACAUUUCCAUUGCUGCUUCCCGCAAACGUUGCCUCACUGAGGGAGGGGCGGAGUUAUGCAUGGCACACACACACACACAGACACGCACACACACACACGCACACAAUGCCUCAGGUCAGCAUGGAGGGUUUUGAAAGCGUGGGAACAAGAGACUCGUGUCCUCCUGUUUGCUUCCUGCUUCUCCUUCGUGUCGCUGAGACAGAAACGAGUUUGAAUGCAGAGAAACGCCAGCGUCCCAGCGCCUGGGGGACGUGGUCAUGAUGAUCCAUAAGAUUGGGGGGGGGGGGGUUGAACGAAGGAGAAAGCAGAGCGGGAAAUGGGAUUAGGAAAGGGAAAUUGAAGAGGAGGGAGAAGUGGGGAAGGGGGAGGAGACAUACUGGUAUACGGCUAAACAGGAACAUUGAUGUGAUUGAUGUCCCAGACUGGAAGGAGAUGAUGAAGCUGGACGGGACGCUCCUUCAAGUGUAAAACCACGUUUGCCAAGAUGUGAAAAAGAAGUUUUUGGCUGAGUCUUAAAUCCCGCCUUCACAGAUUCCUUCUUUAACAUUAUCAUCUAAAAACAUAAUGAAGUGCUCAUGAAGGAGAAAGUGUUCAGUCCCCUCGUUACUAUGAAACAGCAGUCGCUUCAGUCUGAACAUCAAGAAGGGAACACAAAGGCUAAAAGUGAUGCUUUUGUAAAACAAAGACUUGAUCUGAUCAGAAGUGUUUCUGUCUGUGCUCAUACUUACCUGUGAUCCAUAUUGGAGUGGUAGCCUUUUCACAUCAUUAAACUUUGUGAUCUCAUUGAGACAAGAGUGCUGAAAUAGUACCACAGUGAUACUCUUCAUGUUCUUUCUUCUUUAGGGUCAGAUCUCGAUUUUGUCCCAGUCUGUUUUGACAUGUGUCUCAGCAGAGGACCACGUGUGUGUCUGAAUCAUCUCGUCUUUUAUAAAGACUCUCUCGCUAAAGGCUGGCCACUAGUCUGGCAAAGAAACAAGCUGUUGUAUCUGAAAUGACGAAAGCAUUACAUAAACCAGAAAAACAAAUGGAAAGGAAACAUUGCACAUAUUUAUAUUUCUAAAAUAUUUCAAUAAUUUAUAUUAAAGAGCACUAUUUUUACAAAAGUCAA